AUCAAAAAAUCCAAAAUUUUCAUUUACACAAACAAUGAAAAAAAGAUCUUUUUGUGAUAAAGUGCGUGAUGACAACAGAGAGUGACAAUUGCCAUUAUACAAGGAAACGGAUCGGUUGCUGUUUCGUUUAUUAUUUUUUAAUUUAAUUACUGCAUAUUAAUUAUUAAUUUAAUUUCGUACAAAGAAAACUAUAGUAAAAAUACCGCUGUCAUUGUAUGGAAAUUCCUUCGGCCAAAUUGUCAUGUAACAAUUGAAAAUCGGUGCUUAAUCGGAGUUAUUAUUAAAUUAAAUUUAAGAUUAUGGAUAAGGACAAAGUUAUUAGUAAGAAACAAAGUUCCGUAAAUAAAAAACUUAAAGUAAAUGGCGCAAACGAUACAUGUGAUAAAACUACAAGUCUAUUGAAUUCUAAAGGCGAUGGUAUUGAAUAUGAUUUAGUGCCUCCUGAUGGCGGCUGGGGUUGGCUCGUAUUGGCUGGUUCGAUGAUGGUCAAUAUUUUAAUACCUGGUACUAUAAAAAGUUUUGGUGUCCUUUUUGUAGAGUUCUUGGAAGCAUUUAAAGCAUCGCCAGCAGCAGCUGCAUGGAUUCCAGCAUUAUGUUAUUUUUUAUAUAGUUCUUUGGGUCCCGUUUCAAGUAUUCUUUCUGUAAAAUAUUCGUUCAGAACAGUAACGAUAUUAGGAGGUGCGUCAGCCGCGCUUGGCAUGAUAAUAUCUUUCUGGGCUUCAUCGGUGGCUUACUUAUAUUUAAGCUAUGGAGUUUUGGUUGGCAUUGGGGCAGGCCUGUCAUUUCCGCCAACAGUUUAUAUUGUAACAUCUUACUUUGUUAAACUUCGUGGACUUGCUAAUGGACUUUGCAUAUCCGGUAGUGCAUUGGGCUCUAUUAUUUUACCACCAGUUUUAAGAUGGCUUUUAGAAACGUACGGAUACAGAGGCUCAGUACUUAUCAUGGGUGGUAUUACUCUGAACGUUUUCGUGGCGGCCAUAUUUUAUGAACCAGUCGAACAGCAUAUGGUGCGUGUUCCUAGAGCAAAGAAAACGUUGGAUGACAUUGAAGAGGAGGAUAUAGGGAUAGUACUUAAAUUUGAGACAGUUGAUGAGACGAAUGGAGAGGCAGACAUAAUGCACAACGAUAGCACAGUUAAUAAACAAAUAAUACCACAAAAUUCACCGCCAAUGCAAUAUCCAGAUUUACACAAUUACAAUUUAGUUGGGGACGACCCACAAUUUGUUAGAAGUGCUUCAGCAACCGUAGUACAAAAUUUUGGUAAAACUCAAGAAGAAUUUAAUAGUUCAUCAUCGUCACGCAUACGAAAGGUUAGCACACCAGUACGACUGCCACAAAGAAAUCAAACAUUCACUCCAGGCCAAUUAAAUUCACAAUCUUCUUUAUAUGCUGUACCAGAAGCUGGGCGUUCUAGUCAUAAACUUGAACGUCUUCAUGCUUUGAGGAAUAACUCGAAAAAUCGUCUUUCACGUCGAUCCCCGUCAACCAGUAGUUUCCAGUACAUAAGUACACCUUAUCACGGUAGUACAUUGUCUUUUCAGCCAAAAGAAUUUUCUUCGCAUCUUUCAUUGCGAUCAGUGGCAAGUGGUUCUGGUGUCAAUGCAAACGUUAGUAACGGAAUGCUGGAUAGUACUGGAAAUAUUGACCAGGAAUCUGAUGCUGGUAAACGCACAAAGUUCUUUGACCUAAGCCUCUUGAAGGAUCCCACAUACUUAGUAAUACUGAUAUCAAAUUCCACGAAUGCUAUCGGUUAUACCAAUUUUAUAAUUCUUCUUCCGGCUUAUGGAAUUGCACUGGGCUUUGACAAGUCUUUAGCUGCUUAUCUAAUAUCGAUUGUCUCGGCAACUGACCUUAUUGGACGCAUUGGUGGUUCAGCAUUAUCAGAUUUGGGUUUCAUACCAAAGACUUGGUAUUUUAUAGGCGGCUUAGCAAUUUCAGGCAUAAGUUUAGCUGUUUUACCAUUCUCAACAAGUUACAGAAUGGUCAGUUUUUGGUGUGCCGUUUUUGGACUGGCUUCAGGGGUUUAUGUUGGCAUCACUGCGGUAAUAAUGGCAGAUAUGCUCGGAACGGAACGUCUAACAUCAUCGUAUGGCAUAAGUUUAUUUGUAAAUGGCAUUUUACAAUUAGUUGGCCCACCCUUGUGUGGUCUUUGGUUCGAAGCAGUUAAUACGUACAGCCCCCUAUUUCAUACACUCGGUCUUAUACUUCUUGCUGGAGCAAGUCUUUGGAGCUUUAUGCCAUUCAUUAAUAGGCGCAAAUCAAAAGAAGAAAAUUACGAAGAAGAUUUGCAAUAAAUUACUUAGCUAUUUUGCAAUAUAAAUAGUUUUCAAAACUACAAGAACAGGGCAUAAUAUUUAUUAUAUUUUUUUUAUAUUAUUUUCUCUUAUUCUAUCUGUAUUUUCCUAUAUUAUGAUGGUAUAAUCAUUGUAAAGCUACGUUCACACCUAUCAAAAGUUUUAUGAAAAUCACGUGACCUACAAAAAAUCUACUUUUUGACUUUGUUAAAAUAAAUAUUUAUUUACACAAAUUUAAUACAUAUUUUAAGAUAUUACUAUAGAAUGUCGUUAUUAUUGAUUUCGAUAUUAUUUGCAAUUACAAAAAUCAUGUACGAUUAAAAGAAAACGAAUACAAAAAUAGUGGUUACGUCUUUUCCAAAAAAAUAUUUGUAGGGAGUGAUCGUACCUUAAGAAAAUCAUAUGUACGUACAUAGUACAUAUUACGCAGGAUUUAUGCAAUUUGUUUCAUUAAGCUUUGUACACUAACAAAGCUUAAUGAAUUCUAAGUCAUAUACAAAUAGUGUAUAUGACAAAUUAUAUGUGAAAUUAAAUGACUUUAUGUCCAUCAACGUACUUAUUAAUGUAAAAACAGACAUAAAAAGCUUAAUUAAAUGAAACAACGAAUCGAUAACUUACAGUUUAAAAGUCGUCUGUUUCUAUAUCUUUAGGCAAUUUUACUUAUUUUUUUCUAAAAACAAUAAUAUUUCAAUAUGUAAGUAAGUAAAUGAUUUUCUAGAGUAUUAUAUCAUCAAAUUGUUUGUUUUUAGUACUAUAUGUAGUGUAUAGUGAUUGUCUUCAUGUAAAUUAAAUUUAGCCUAAGUUCAAAUAGUUAAUAAAUAUUUUGUAUACAUACUAAUAA
Lucilia cuprina (Australian sheep blowfly) is the source of this 3135-nucleotide messenger RNA. RefSeq names its product monocarboxylate transporter 13 (gene hrm). The record is from RefSeq and is a predicted model, not a curated record. The coding region runs from base 300 to 2294 and encodes 664 amino acids. Gene Ontology annotation, biological process: monocarboxylic acid transport; transmembrane transport. Gene Ontology annotation, molecular function: monocarboxylic acid transmembrane transporter activity. NCBI's taxonomy places the organism in Eukaryota, Metazoa, Arthropoda, Insecta, Diptera, Calliphoridae. The transcript has 6 exons.